AUGGGAGUACUACUGAUCUCGAAGCUUUUGCAAUUAAUCUCAUUCAUUGGAGUGAUAUUGCUUGCGAUGGUGGCAGCAUCGGCAGCUCAAGCUAAGCCUGGCUGCGACAACUCUUGUGGGGGUGUAGAAAUUCCAUAUCCAUUUGGCUUGAGGGAAGGAUGUUACUUGGACAAGAUGUUCAAUAUCAGUUGUGAUGAAGAUGAUGCAAUUAUAGGGGUCAACGUCCGUGUUACAAACAUAUCCAUUGAGGCUCAUGAAAUGCAUGUCAUGGCACUUGAAGCCCGAGACUGUUACAAUGAGUCGGGUUCCAUUGAAUUCAAUAAUUCAACCCGGUUUCGGGCAGGCAAGUUCACCAUUUCUACAACCAAAAAUCAGUUCACUGUUCUUGGCUGUGACACUACGGGCAUUAUUCGAUGGAAGAAAAAUGAAAAAAUAUACUCGACAGGGUGCAGAUCUCGAUGUAAUGACCUAAGCACAGCGGUCAACGGGUCUUGCUCUGGCGUUGGGUGUUGCAACGUAGAGUUUCCAGAUGGCUUGGGAAAUUAUAAUGUUAGUGUGUCCAGCUUUAAAAAUCACACAAACGUAUGGAACUUCAAUCCUUGCAGCUAUGCUUUUAUCGUCGAAAAAGGAAAGUUCAACUUCUCUACGGAUUACCUUCAGAAACGGGAACAGGAAAGGCGUCCAAUGGUGCUUGAUUGGGCAAUUGGAAGCGAGACAUGUGAAGAAGCUCGAAGUAAACCGGAUUUCGCGUGUCAUGAGGCCGAUCAGAAAAGUAAAUGCUAUGACCCAGAAACAAGGUCGGGGUACCAGUGCAAGUGUAAGCCGGGUUACCAAGGGAACCCCUACCUCCGUGAUGGUUGCCAAGGUGCUGGAGUAAGCUUUAUUUGUAUGCUUGUGUUUACCUCUUGGAUGUACUUCGUAUACAAGAAAAGAAAGAUAAUGAAGCUCAGAGAAAAGUUCUUUCAACAGAAUGGAGGCUUGAUUUUAGAACAACGACUCGGCAAACAAGAAGGAUCUACAGAAACACUCAAAAUCUUUACCGUUGAACAGUUGCAGAAGGCUACCAAAAACUAUGAUGAGAGCAGGAUAAUUGGCCGAGGAGGUUUUGGUACGGUUUACAAAGGUUUUUUACCAGAUAAUAAGAUUGUUGCCAUCAAGAAGUCCAAGAUAGAGGAUGAAAACCAAAUUGAGCAAUUCAUCAACGAGGUUGUUGUGCUCUCCCAAAUUAAUCAUAGGCACAUUGUCAAACUCUUGGGAUGUUGUUUAGAGACACAAGUUCCAUUGCUUGUCUAUGAAUUUGUCCCAAACGGUACCCUUUUUAAGCACAUUCAUCAGGAAAGCAAUGCAUCCACAUUUCCAUGGGAAACCCGCUUGAGGAUAGCUGCAGAAACAGCUGAGGCACUAUGGUAUCUACACUCUGCAGCCUCAAUACCUAUAAUUCACCGGGAUGUAAAAUCAACAAAUAUAUUGCUUGAUGAUGAUUUCAAUGCAAAAGUCUCUGACUUUGGAACUUCAAGAUUGGUUCCAAGAGAUCAAACGCAACUAGCCACUGUGGUGCAGGGAACUCUUGGAUACUUGGAUCCUGAAUACUUACAAACAAACCAAUUGACAGAGAAAAGUGAUGUCUAUAGCUUUGGAGUGGUGCUCGUGGAACUACUUACAGGAAAGGAGGCACUUUCAUUUGCUAGGACCGAGGAGCAAAGAAGUCUAGCCAUGUAUUUCAUUUCUUCCAUGAAAGAGGAAAGAUUGUUUGAAAUUCUUGAAAAUCACAUAGUUGCAGAAGGAAAUAAGGAGCAGAUCCAACAGUUUGUGGAGCUUGCAAGGAGCUGCUUAGCAGUAAAAGGGGAGGAGAGGCCUACAAUGAAGGAAGUAGCAAUGGAAGUAGAAGGAAUAAGAAAGAUGCAAAAGCAUCCCUGGGUUAACUUGGAAGCAAAUUCGGAAGAGGUCGAACACUUGCUUGGUGAGACAUGCAGGGCUUACCCCCCCCCUCUGGAAAAUAGCAGUACUAUAACUAUUGGAUAUCAUCAUAGCAUGAAUGACCAUGCAACAUACCCCUUGGGAGAUGGAAGAUGA
Messenger RNA from Juglans regia (Persian walnut), 2073 nucleotides. RefSeq names its product putative wall-associated receptor kinase-like 16. The coding region runs from base 1 to 2073 and encodes 690 amino acids. Gene Ontology annotation, biological process: cell surface receptor signaling pathway; protein phosphorylation. Gene Ontology annotation, molecular function: ATP binding; protein serine/threonine kinase activity; polysaccharide binding. Gene Ontology annotation, cellular component: plasma membrane. Lineage: Eukaryota; Viridiplantae; Streptophyta; Magnoliopsida; Fagales; Juglandaceae. The record is from RefSeq and is a predicted model, not a curated record. The transcript has 2 exons.